UUGAGGUGCGUCUGAUGAACAUGCUGACGUUUUGGUUGCUAUAUGAAUUUGGGGUUGGGGAUGGGUAUGGAUAUGCUGCAAAGGCGAACAGCUGGCGCCUCUGUCUUCUGCAUAUUCUGUAAAACCCGAGAAAGGCAGAAAAGUGCGGGGGAGGAGAGAGAGGGUGAGAUGGCGAGAUUUUCAAACAAACCGGCGGUGUUCGUAAAGCAGGAAAGCAAAGAAAAGCUUCAAGGGCACAGCCAGAGAUAGGGUCCCAGUAAAGAAAGCAAAAGGUUAGCUAUUCUCAAAAAAGAGAUCCAGCUCGGGGAAUCUUUCCUCCGCUUUCACUGUACAGCCGAUCCCACUGCGCCACAAUUCUCCCCACGCAUCCCUCCCUUCAUUCUCUCUCUCUCUCUCUCUCUCUCUCUCUCUCUCUCUCUGAGACUCAGAAUGACAUUGCCUCUGUUUCUGGCAUAAUCUUAUGAUCUCUUUAUGGGUUUUUCAUAUGGGGACGAUUUGGGCAAGAAGGAAAGCGAAGUUGCAGUGAUCUAUGAAACCGGAAAUUCGCGUGAGGAGAGGGGGAUGGAUGUGCGCCACGGGGUCGAAAGCAACGCCGAGUUCUGGCCGAUAGAACACCCCAUGGAGCCGCCAGAUGAAGAUCGACCAGUUAAAUGUCCAAUGCCAGGCUCCUCUGCUUUGAAUAAUGGAGGUAUGCAUGAGAAGCAGUUUGCUGAGAGCUUGGGGAGAAGGGCAGAACUAUCAGCUGUGGUGAAUGAAGAAGGAAUGGUAGUGGUGGCUGCAGAGCCUCCAGUUCGUGUCGUGCGCAAGAGGCAUCACACUCUUACGGGCAGGGACCAUACAAUAGUCCCUCUGAUCAGAAUGCCACUUCUGCCCCCUCUUCCGGUGCAUAAUAUCACAAUAUUUGAAAUGCUUCAACAGCUUGACAAGUUUGAGUCAUGAUAGAUAAGCUGGAAAGCUCAAACUCCACUCCUUGUCUGCGUUCAUCAACUCCUUCCCACAAUGCACCAAUUAGCAGCAAGCAGAAUUUAUGUUAUGUAGUAUGAUAAAGCUAGUAUAGAGCAAGACAUUCCUGGAUGUAGCAUGGACUUUGUAGCUAUAUUUUUGCAUUUUCAAGUCCAUACCCUGUAUAUUAUUUUGUCUUUGUCAAAGUUCUCUCUCAAUGCGUUUUUAUCCAAGGUCUUGCAUUCAACAA
Molecule: messenger RNA, 1192 nt
Organism: Malania oleifera
Lineage: Eukaryota; Viridiplantae; Streptophyta; Magnoliopsida; Santalales; Ximeniaceae
Exons: 3
Coding region: 472-939 (155 amino acids)
Source: RefSeq, a predicted model, not a curated record